Messenger RNA from Salvia splendens (bonfire salvia), 759 nucleotides. RefSeq lists its product as uncharacterized. The transcript is spliced from 3 exons. The record is from RefSeq and is a predicted model, not a curated record. Lineage: Eukaryota; Viridiplantae; Streptophyta; Magnoliopsida; Lamiales; Lamiaceae. Gene Ontology annotation, biological process: regulation of DNA-templated transcription. Bases 1 to 759 code for a protein of 252 amino acids.
AUGAGUUCAUUGAUUAAGACCACCUCUGUAUCCGAGUCUCAGAACAGUUUCUUCAAGAGGUACACUAAGUCUCGAUGUAAUCUAGUCGAGUUUCUUAUGCAUUACAACAAUGCGUUGGAUGGCCAAAGGAGCAAUAGCAACAGGUUUGAAUAUCAUGACUCCAACACUACCCCAAUGUUGAAAACAAAUUUUGCACUUGAGAGGCAUGCGUCAACAAUCUACAGUGACGGUGGGUUUAAGGCAAUUCAGGAAAAGAUUGAAGACGCAAUUGAUUGUUGCACCAUGGUAAAGACUUCAAUCGAGGAUGACACUGAAAUAUAUGUGAUCAAUGAUAAGUUCUCUAAGGACUGGUCCGUGUCUUAUUCCGUCACUGGAGAUUCAUACUCUAAUUUUGUCAAGCCUGUUCAUUGUGGUUUUGUUGACGAUAUUGAAAAAGCUCUCAUUAUCGAUUUGGCAACACAAGAAUGGAGGGAUAUGCAUGGGAAGAAAGUGAUAUUCGGUGAAGGGAUUGUAUUGUCUAUUAGUGAUAAGAGGCAAAUGAUUGAGAAUUUCUAUGGGUCUCAAGCCCCUAGCGAAAUAGAUGUCCAUCCUCCCGACGUUGUCAAAACCAAGGGUUCAGGAAGACGGCCUCUUACACGCCUUGAGCAAGCUAUGAAGAUGAAGGCAAAGCCUGGUCGUAAAUGUGCCGAAUGCGGCGAGGUUGGUAAUCAUGAUGCAAGAAAUUGCAAAAAGAAUAAGGAGAAGCAGAAGACAAAGUAA